GCCAAUAGGCACCGAGAAGGCGGGGCUACGCGAUACCCACGUGUUGCUCCAUGGCUCAGGUGUUUCUGAGGGUCCUGGAUGAGCUCCUGGACACCAGCCAUGUGAGGUGUGACCCUGGGCUGUCACCACCUGGACCAUCACACCACCCAACCCCCCAGGACAGGGAGUCCUCCAUCACUGGCCCCCAGGGGCCUGGCUAUGUCUGCUCUGCUCUCUGUGGCCCUCAGGGGCCCCCACUGUUACUCAUUGGACCCCAUGAUUGCGGGAAGACAGCUCUUCUCUUCCUGGCCGCUGUUGUGGCUGCUGAGGAAGGUGCUGGGCCUGUGAUCUACCUGUCCAGAGACCCCCUGCAGAAACUACCUGGAGCAGGCAAGCUAGCAAGGGACCCACUCAUACUCAAGCAAAUCCGCUUUCUCUACCCAAAAACACUGGAAGAUCUCCUGCAACUCCUUUCUUCCCUUCAUCUUACAUCACCCUCUCCCUCCUUUCUUUUGUUGGAUGGGUUGGAGCAUUUUCUGCCUCCGGGUUGUAGCCCUACUGAUGGGGCUUUCCUUUCCGCCCUUCUUCUGGACUCUUCCACAAACCUUCGUUGCGGCCUUCUGGUGUCUGCAGUUCCCCCGUUGGAGGUAGUUGAUGGGGUGUUUAUGACUGUUGAGAGAUACUUUCCAAACCAGUGCCACCUAUCUCCAGAGGUGUCAACAGACGUGGAGCAGAAGAAGUAUAGUAUUGCCUACUUGAACAAUCUCCCAGAACGGUUUCUUCAAAUCCAUCAGGAUGGAACCCUCAGGAUCUUCAACAACCAGCCAAACAAACAAACGCAUAGAACCCAAUGGACAGAAAAUAAGGUGCAGCAGAUACCACUGAAACGGUCAUCAGAACAUUAAUAAACUAAUUUUGCUGGAAGGACCACAUUGUACCAUUUAUCUACUUCUAUUUUUUCAUUAAAAUUAUUUUCAAUAACUCACAUAAGGUGCAUAUAUUUUAUGUAAUGUGUAACUUUUGGGAUCUAUUUGCAGGAUACAGCAGACUACAUAUACCGAAUGAAUACUUACUACUUCCCAUACGCAAGACCAAAAUGGUUAAACUAGAAAAUAUUUCUCAAAUCGGCUUUUUUCAGUUUAGUGAGUAACCCUGACAGUCCAUUUCAAUGCUAAUGCAUACGAUGGCAUAUAAACUACCCAGUAGCCUGUUAUUUACUUAACUAGAAAUUGUCUUGUUUCUGCCAAUGGAGAUGUAAAUAGUUGUGAAUUCCUUUAUUGUGAUUUGAAUGAGAAA
Messenger RNA from Pelobates fuscus (common spadefoot toad), 1275 nucleotides. It is a transcript of the gene SWSAP1, whose product is annotated as SWIM-type zinc finger 7 associated protein 1. The transcript is spliced from 2 exons. The record is from RefSeq and is a predicted model, not a curated record. Lineage: Eukaryota; Metazoa; Chordata; Amphibia; Anura; Pelobatidae. Gene Ontology annotation, cellular component: Shu complex. Gene Ontology annotation, molecular function: single-stranded DNA binding. Gene Ontology annotation, biological process: double-strand break repair via homologous recombination. Bases 51 to 884 code for a protein of 277 amino acids.